Conger conger (European conger) is the source of this 2325-nucleotide messenger RNA. RefSeq names its product proline rich 35 (gene prr35). The record is from RefSeq and is a predicted model, not a curated record. Bases 1 to 2325 code for a protein of 774 amino acids. NCBI's taxonomy places the organism in Eukaryota, Metazoa, Chordata, Actinopteri, Anguilliformes, Congridae. The transcript has 2 exons.
AUGUCUAAAGAGGAUCUCACCUGCAAGACCAGCUCUGUCUACAAACACAAAGAACGCAAGCCCAAGAAGCCCCAUUAUAUCCCACGGCCCUGGGGGAAGCCCUACAACUACAAAUGCUUCCAGUGUCCCUUCACCUGCAUGGAGAAGUCUCACCUGUACAACCAUAUGAAGUACAGCCUGUGCAAGAACUCCCUGUCCUUGCUGAUUGAGUCUGAUUGGCCGUACAAGAAAGGAAAUCUCCUACACCCCGAGCAGCUCCGCCCGCUGCAGCAAGGGCCCCGCCUCCGAGGCGGGAACCGGGAAGAGGCAGAGCCCUUUUCGGGUCUGGAGGACCAAUCAAAAAAACUGAAGCCAGAGGUGACCUUUUCAGGGGAGGAUCUGGAAGAGGGAGAAGAACUUGCAGAUCGGGAUUCAGGUCGUGGAGAGGGAGCAGAAGAAAGCCAACCGACCAAAGAGAUGAGUGAUGAAACUAACAGUCCUGUCAGAGGUAGUGCAAAGAGAUAUAAGCAGCCAGACACUGAUUUUCUGAUCACUGAUGUCUUUUCCCUGGAGGACCAGCUCCUCAAAGGUCGCUCAGUCGAGGUUGAGGCAAAGUUGAAGCACUACAAACUUUCCAAGACCUGCCUGACUGGUCCCAGUGUUCUCUCUGAGCAGUGGGGUCUGUUGGCCACUAGCCAAAGGAAGGCUAAAUCAGAAGCCAUACCUCCAAACACUGGCUCUAUACCCUGUUACCCUCCACCUCCAUCAUUCUCUGACUGCCAGGACCCAACUGGACUUAACCUCUCUGUCCUGGGUGUGAGUUACCCAUUGAGCCCGGGUCUCUUCUCCUACGUCAACCCCACAGUUCCUGGAAGUGCCCCCACUCAUGCCCAGCUCACCCAGCUCCCCUUCCUGGCUUCUGCUGCACAACUCAUGCACCCAGCCUCCAGCACACUCCCGCACACGGACAGGGCCCUCCUGCCUCCACGCUUCUACUACCCUCUCCUCUGUGAACACGCCUUUGGCGCGGCCCAGGCGGAUGCGAGCAAGGGGACCAAACCUUCCCUAUCUCCUCCAGCUAACAUGGACCCCAAGUCCCCACCUAACUACCCACCCAAGAUCAACCUUUGGAAGGUCCCUGCACUUCGACCCAGUCCCAUGGCUCCCUCUACUGCCUGGGCAUCUCAACAGCAUGUCCCCAUGUCCCCCGAAGCCAGUUACAGAGCUGUGGAGAAAAGGCUUCAGGCCUUAAGCAAGGAGGGUAAGAAUAGCUGGAGCCUCAAACCUACUCCAGAUAUGCCCUCAGUCAGAGAACUGGCUUGCAAGAGGACAGGGGUCCCACUUGAGACCCUCGAGGGUCCAUCAGAAAAGAAGGCACAACUAGGAUAUACCCUGGAUGUUUUCAAGAACAUCCAUACACCGUCACCUAUCUCUGUAGCAACCAAUAAGCUCCUCCACCAUAACAGUUUUCGGACUGCCCGGCAACAGUCUCGGUCUGUGGAAGAGUGGUACUCAGAUGUGAUGAAGAGUCCUCCAGAGAGUGUUGGCGGUGAGACGCCACCUGCACCAAUGCCAGGUAAAGUGGCUGGAAGAGCUGGCUGCCAUGAAGAUGAGAGAAAGACAGUAGAGGAGCAGGACUCAGAGUCAGCAGCAGUGCUGCUUAAAGACCUCUCCAAGGCCCUGCAGGAGUACCAGGACGCUGAGCACAAGAUAUCUCACCUCGUGAAGCAGGACAUACUGGGGCAGCACCACCUCUGGGAGCACCUGUGCAAGAUCCGCAGUGAGCUCUCCCACAUACACCAGGCCCUAGAGAAGACAGCCCGCCAAAAUGAAGGGCCCCUGGAUCUGUCUCUCAAGAAGGACCUGGAAAUGAUGGGAGAUGGAUGCAACCAGCGCAUAGGGGAAGCUACAAAGGGAGGUGUGAUUGGAGAGACUGAGGAGGAUGAAGAAGUAGAGGAAGAGGAGGAGGAAGAGGAGGAAGAGGAGGGAGAGGCCGCUGAGACAGAAGGGACAACAGACUCUUUGGAGAGACGGAGACAGUCACUGGACAUCCUGAUAAAGAUGAACCGAGCAGGGCACUCCGAGACCGGUCUGGGAGCCGUGGUGAAGGCUGAGGUGCUUUCCCCUGGUGCUCUGGGUCUGCGCCCCACUCCUCCGGAGGUACUGUGGCCCAGCCGGACCACUAAGUGUGAGGCCGACUCCAGUGUGCUUCUGUGCCCCGAUGGACGUCCCUUGGUCUUCACUGACUUCACCCCCGGUGCUAAGAACCUGAAGAGGCCUUCAUCCAGAGGGCGGUUAGGGGAGACACUGUGCCCUCCCAGCCCACUUACUGCUACUGACUCCUAG